Fusarium mangiferae is the source of this 372-nucleotide messenger RNA. RefSeq lists its product as uncharacterized. The record is from RefSeq and is a predicted model, not a curated record. NCBI's taxonomy places the organism in Eukaryota, Fungi, Ascomycota, Sordariomycetes, Hypocreales, Nectriaceae. The transcript has a single exon. Bases 1 to 372 code for a protein of 123 amino acids.
AUGUCUGCUGCUAAAUAUCCACUACGACCUCCCAGCAAGACAAACUCUAUCUCAGACGACAGGCCCAAAAGACUACGCAAACCAUGCGAUACUCGAAACUCUUCAUGUGAUGAAACUAUUCAGUCGCCAAUUUAUGAAAUGAUGGUUCUGCCUACUGAGAAGCCGAGUUCCUUAGAGAUUGAGGGCAUUGAACGAUGGAAGCUUGGCUUGUUGCAAAGAUGGAAUGCCACAGAUGUGACCCGACACCAUACUUCAGAUGCUAUUUUCACGCCAUUCGAUUUAUUCAAGGAUGUCUCUGAGUUUUUAAACGACACUCGUAUUGCUAGUGGAAACUUCCCGGAACAUGAAGAAACCACAGCCAUCACCAUGUAA